Messenger RNA from Tigriopus californicus, 4852 nucleotides. RefSeq names its product adenylate cyclase type 2-like. Gene Ontology annotation, biological process: adenylate cyclase-activating G protein-coupled receptor signaling pathway; cAMP biosynthetic process; intracellular signal transduction. Gene Ontology annotation, molecular function: adenylate cyclase activity. Gene Ontology annotation, cellular component: plasma membrane. The coding region runs from base 214 to 4080 and encodes 1288 amino acids. The record is from RefSeq and is a predicted model, not a curated record. The transcript has 22 exons. NCBI's taxonomy places the organism in Eukaryota, Metazoa, Arthropoda, Copepoda, Harpacticoida, Harpacticidae.
GCCGUCGAUCUUACCACCAGUUGCUCGUUUGGAGCUCAGUGCAAAGCUUCAAAAUGAAACCAACAACAAUCUUCGUGUCACGCGAGGCUCUGAUUUGGAAAUUCAGAAGGCCCAAUACGCUUUCCAAGUUUUGAAAACCAAUAAUUGAACCUGGGAGCAAGUGAAAGAAGAUGUGCAAUUAGCAGUUCUGCCAGAGCCAUCUAGCCGACCAUCAUGGGCGAUACGAACCUGGAUAAAGUCCCAGAGACUGGCCCUGAGUCGGGGGAACCUGUUGAAGAGUCGGUACAUCUUUUGCCCGAGAAGAUUGAGAAGGAGAUCGAAAAGUGUUCGGCGGCAAAGAAUGGAGAUUACACCAACCAGGUGUCGAAUGGUGUUGGAAAUGAAGAAGGCAUCAAAUCCUCGGAAAGAUUGGAAGUUGCCCCCGUUGGUCCUGGUGUUUCCGCUCCCAACACUGGCCCCACGUCGGACCUUGAGGCCUACUGCAAGGGAUCGAACUUGACGACGGACAGUGGUCAUCCACCACCCACAGUUAGCACAUUCGAGACGAUCAAUGCCAUCCUCGACAGUAUGGAUAUCGAAGGACUCAGUGCCAAAUAUUGCACCUCAUUAAAACAGUCCCUGUUCUUAUCGUUCCUGUAUCUACUUGUGUUGGUGGCCUUGGCUCUCCUGGUCUCGGUCUGGUCUUACGACGACACCUCAAUACGGGGUGGGUUUUCCAGUCUUCCAUGGGUUUUAACCUUGAGUGCUUCUAUUCUGCUCCUCCUUCCCUGUUUACUGAUACUUCACGCUCGAAUUUUCCACUCCGCUCAGGGUCUUCUCAUCUUGGCUUCAUGGGCCACCAUCAUUCUGAUCGUUCUUUCAUCCAUUCUAACCUGGAUCCCUACCUAUGCUCCUGAUGGGAUCUUUGAAGAGCCAUCCUUCAAUGAGAGCUCGUUUCCUGCAGUUCAAGACUUCAAUUACACUUCCCCAGAGGACAAAAGUGGGGGCCCUCCGUUAGUCUGGUUCCACAUCCGGGUGCCCAAUCAUCUUCUUCCCAUUUUUCUCCUCGUUCUGGCUCUUCACACGUGCUUGCCUUUACCGAGGAUGGUGGCCCUCAUCCUCGGGGUCGGACUGUCGACGUUCCAUCUGACAGCCAUGGCCAUGUUGGACCGUGAACAUACAUAUCUAUCUUCUCCGCUUCUCAAAAAGUUACUUUCGAACGCCUUGAUCCUUCUUUGUGGAAACUUGGUGGGCCUUUACUAUCAACGAAUGACAGCCGCUUCCCUUCAGAAGACUUUUGAGCGAACUCAACAUUGUGUGGAAUCCCGCGUUAAAUUGGAAUGUGAAAAGGAACAUCAAGAACAGCUCCUCCUCUCCGUCAUACCCGCAUAUAUUGCGGCCGAGGUGAAACGAAAUAUCAUGCUGAGGAUGGCGGAUGCUUGCCAAGAUGGAAUGGGUGCCAAUGGGAUGAACGCUAAUACCGCCAAGAGUCAGCGGUUUCAAGAAAUGUACGUUCAGCGUCACAAUAACGUUAGCAUUCUCUAUGCGGAUAUUGUAAACUUUACCCCGCUCUCGGAGAAACUCUCUGCCUCAGAACUUGUGUUUACUUUGAAUCAGCUCUUCGGAAGAUUCGACCAAUUGGCUCAGGAUAACCAAUGCAUGAGGAUCAAGAUCCUUGGCGAUUGCUACUACUGCGUCUCUGGCCUACCUGUGAGUCGACCUCAACACGCGUGCAAUUGUGUGAACAUGGGCCUUUCAAUGAUUGAGGCCAUCAAAACUGUCCGUGAGGUGACGAGAACCAAUGUGGAUAUGCGGAUCGGGGUCCACACUGGCAAUGUCUUGUGCGGCGUGAUCGGACUGAGAAAAUGGCAGUUUGAUGUGUGGAGCGAUGAUGUGACCUUGGCCAACCGAAUGGAAUCUGGAGGAAUGCCGGGGCGAGUGCACAUCACUCGAGCAACUCUUAUGGAACUGGAUGGGAAAUUUGAAGUCGAAGAGGGAAACGGUGGAGAGCGAGACGAAGUCUUGGCCAAAAAUAAUAUCGAGACUUUCUUAAUUAUCUCCCCACCUCUGGACUCGUCUUCAGUGGGCGGAGGAUUUGGUCGAAGGCCGGGAAGCUACCGACAUCAAUCAUCGAACUCGUCGUCCUUGAUGAAUGUGAGUGGGAGCGGAAGUGCGGGCGGGGCUGGAACAGCACCAGGAACAGGGGGAAUUGUUCCACUUGGCAGCGGUGGUGUGGGCUCUGGAAGCGCGACAACAACAACGACAACAACAAUGGGAGGCAUGAUCAAGUCCAAACGGAAACAUAUGGAAUGCUGGGGAGCAGACAAGCCCUUCGCUAAUAUCACGGAAAACAAUUUGACGGCCAAAAGCAUUGCCAUAACGACGCUCUCCAUGAUUGAGUCGAAUCUACUUCCCAACAGAACUCGAUGUUGCGAUAAUAACAGCGAUCUUCGACCAGGUUGGCUCUGCUUCCGCUCUUUAGCAACGGAGCUCGAAUAUCAACGUCAGCCGGAUCCCAACUUUCCCUACUAUGUCGCCUGUGUGACGAUGAUCUUUGUGUUCCUAUCCAUCAUACAGUUUAUCCUCAUUCCCAGUACGAACCUCAUGUUCCUGGCAUGGGUCCCCACUGCCUUGGUAUUGUCGUUCUUCCUCGUGUUGACGUGGAUGCCAAUGCUGUCAUGGUCAAAAGCUGCCGAAAUGCCGGCAUGCCGGGAUGGCACAGGUGAUGUGAUAGCCAAGAAUAGUUGGAUCAGAAUGAUGCUAUUCUUUCUCAUUGUCACACUUACUGGAACAUGCGUCAUCUUGGUCCUCAUUGAUUCUCAAUCCUCGAGUGAUUUGGCUUUGGAAAUCGAGCUGCCAUUUCUCAAUUCAACUUCCAACCUCGCCAAUCUCACUUUCUCCACCACACUGAUAGCUCCUAUUGAAUCAGGCGAGUCUAACAACAAUUUUCGUGCAAUCAAUGGAUCGAUUCUCAACAUCGACGGAGAAGAGCCUAAUUUCACGCUGGACGCAGCCAUCAUGAGCUGUCUCCUGAGUUUAAUCGUGAUAUCCGUAUUCCUUCACGUGAACUUUCUUAUCAAAUUUGUGGCCAUGAUCUUGACGUCAAGCGCUCAGUUAGCCAUCUUCUUUGGCAUCAUUAGACACCAUCAGAGUGUUCCAUCAUGGACAGAUUCACAAGAGGAAAGUUGUGCUUGGCCAAUGUGGUUCCAAUUUGCCUUCACCGUUGGUGUCAUGUGUUUCCUCUUGCACAUUUUGGACCGUCAAUUUGAGUUCACCUCUCGAACGGAUUUUCUCUUUCGAAACAAACUCAGCACCGAGGAGGAAGGGGUGGACACCAUGAGAGGCAUUAACAAGAUUCUGCUGGAAAACAUUCUUCCGGCCCACGUGGCCGAGCACUAUCUUCUUCAAGUUCGAGGCCAGCCUUCAACCCAGAGCACUGCCGAGCUCUACAAUGAACGCUAUGAGAAUGUGGCCGUGAUGUUCGCUUGUAUUCCUAAUUACAAAGAGUUCUACGAUGAAAACGACAUCAAUAAGCAAGGGUUGGAAUGCUUGAGACUCCUCAAUGAAAUCAUCUGCGACUUUGACAAACUCUUAUCGAAGCCCAAGUUCAGCGUGCUCGAGAAAAUCAAAACCAUUGGAAGCACUUAUAUGGUUGCGGCAGGAUUGCAACCGGGCAAAGAAGGAGAACGCGCCACCAUACGUGAGCAUCACUAUUGUUCGAUCUUGGUGGAAUUCGCCGUGCAGCUGAUGACCCUAUUGGAACACAUUAAUCGGGACAGUUUCCAACGGUUUGCUCUCAGGGCGGGUCUCAAUCAGGGCUGCGUCGUGGCCGGAGUCGUUGGAGCGCAAAAGCCACAAUACGAUAUCUGGGGCAACACCGUCAAUGUGGCCAGCCGCAUGGAAUCCACGGGGGAAAUGGGUCGAAUACAGGUGACGGAAGAUACGGCGAAAAUUCUGAUGGGAGCCGGACACGAGUGUCUUUUGCGAGGGCCCAUUUUCGUAAAGGGCAAAGGCAUCAUCACCACGUAUUUUGUGCGAACCCCAUUUGACAAGAAAUACAAGAAGCCCAACCCGGAUGAGAGCAAGUACAAAAAGUAUUGAGGAGGAACCCACGUCUCCUUCGGCAACCAUGUAGAAGUUAGCAAUGUAACCGAAUACUCAAAAGAAUGCCAUGAAACCCAAAACUCAAAUCUCAUCGUAACCAAAAUAUAACUCAUCACACCCGAAACCCACACACCCACCCAUCCUCAUGAUUGAAACAUAUCUCUAAUCUUGUAAAAACCCACCUUCUACUGUACAUCACCCCAAGAAAAUUUGCCAUACUCAAUAGAGUAUCUAGAAAUGGGGGCUACUUUCAUAUCUAUCAAUGCAACAUUGACGGUGCUCUUCUGAUAGUAGAAUUUCGUAUGAAUUGGAAAAUCCAAUCUCAAAUGAAAACCUCUUGAGAUUGAUAAGUUUACUCUGGGCAAUUUCAGCAAUAAUGAUUGACUUGGCACGGUAUAUCAGAAGCAAUACGAUAUAGACCUUGGUCAGUGACCCCUAUUGAUUUUGGCACCACUCCUAAUUAAUUAUCCUUGGCUCCACCACAUGUUUCAUGAUGGGGCUGCCAAAAUUCAAGUUGCACAUGGAAUUCGUCUGGCCUCUUUUAAUAUCCUUCAUCCAUCACUUCCCCUCACUCACACCUCAACGUGGUCAAUCAAGAAUUGGAACUCAUUAUUAAGCUUACACUGCAACGUAUUAUGACCCCUCUGGCUUCUGUGAUAAAUGUUGGAUUAAUCUUAUAUCGAUUGUUGUUGUACCUAUUUAUUUAGUUGAGUAACUAGUAACAUAGAACCAUGAAAUUGUGAAAUUUAUUCGUCAAGAAACGUGGCAA